AUGCCAUUCAUCACAUACCGCACCAUCUUAGCUACCAAGAAAACACACACACAGUCUAGAUUCGCCUCCGACUCCGACAAUGGACCUCCGACAAUCACUCCUCAACCAAACCGCCGUUUCCUUGUCCCUCACAAGCCACGUCAUCUCCUCCGAAGCUAAGGACUCCAACUUCGCCUUUUCCCCGCUUUCCAUCCACGUCGUUCUCGGAUUGAUCGCCGCCGGGUCGGGCGGCCCGACCCGCGACCAACUCCUGGGCGUCCUCAAGUCCAAUUCCCUGGAGGACCUCAACUCACUAUCCUCGCAGUUCGUGGCGCUCCUCUUCGACGACGGCGGCCCCCUCGGCGGCCCCCGCUUGUCGUUCGCCAACGGCGUCUGGGUCGAUCAGACCCUAAGCUUCAAACCGGCCUACAAGGAAAUUGUCGAGAACAACUACAAGGCUGCUUCCAAUCGCGUUGAUUUUCAGACCAAGGCUGCUGAGAUAACGGAAAAGGUGAACGCGUGGGCUGAAAAGGAAACGAGUGGCCUAAUCAAAGAGAUACUUCCGGCGGGUUCCGUCGAUGCUUCCACAAGGCUACUUUUCGCAAAUGCAGUAUAUUUCAAAGGAGCUUGGGACGAAAAGUUCGACGCAUCCGAAACGAGGGACCACGACUUUUUUCUUCUAAACGGGACUUCAAUCCGAUGCCCCUUCAUGACCAGCACUAAGAAACAAUACGUCCGAGCUUUCGACGGCUUCAAAGUGUUGCGGCUACCGUACGCGCAGGGCCAAGAUAAGCGCAAAUUCUCGAUGUACAUCUUUCUUCCGGACACCAAGGACGGCUUGUCUGCAUUAUCCGAGAAAAUGACCUCUGACCCGGAAUUCAUCGAGCACCAUGUUCGGCUGCGACAAGUAAAAGUGAAAGCUUUUCGCGUCCCAAAGUUUAAGAUAUCGUUCGGGUUCGAGGCCACGGAAAUCCUCAAGAAAAUGGGUGUGGUGCAUCCGUUCUCCGGCGGGGGUCUGACGGAGAUGGUCGAGUCUGUAAACAGCCAGAAUCUGUAUGUGUCGAACAUCUUCCACAAGGCUUUCAUUGAAGUGAACGAAGAAGGCACCGAGGCUGCGGCUGCAACGGCUGCUGUAGUAAUGUAUCGAUCGUUGAUUAUAGAGGAGGAGGUGGAGUUUGUAGCCGAUCAUUCCUUCCUGUUUGUGCUCCGGGAGGACAUUACCGGCGUCAUCCUCUUCGCCGGACAACUGGUGGAUCCUCGUACUUGAUGGAUCAUGUGUCGUGCUCGAAAUAAAUACAUAUAUAUAUGUAUAUGUAUGUAUGUGUGUGUGUGUCGUAUCAUCUGGGAGGGUAUAAUGUAGAUUAGAUUUAGAUUGAAUAAAGAGUGAUGAAGGCCUGUUUGGGGUUCUUUUGUGUUUUUGUUUGUGUGUGUUCAUGUUAUGGGCACUUCUCUUUUCCCUUCAGUUUUGAUGCGAUCGAUUGAGAAUAUAUAUAUGGUGGGUUUGUUU
Andrographis paniculata is the source of this 1486-nucleotide messenger RNA. Its product is annotated as serpin-ZX-like. Gene Ontology annotation, molecular function: serine-type endopeptidase inhibitor activity. Bases 80 to 1246 code for a protein of 388 amino acids. The record is from RefSeq and is a predicted model, not a curated record. The transcript has 2 exons. NCBI's taxonomy places the organism in Eukaryota, Viridiplantae, Streptophyta, Magnoliopsida, Lamiales, Acanthaceae.